AUGGCUACUCUCUCUCUUCACUCCCAUUCCUUCUUCCUCCUCCUUAUUCUCCUUCCGGUGAUAUUUAAUCUCCGACAUCACUUAGCGGUGGCCGGAGGAUGUCAAUAUCCACCGGUGAUCUUUAAUUUUGGAGAUUCCAACUCCGACACAGGUGGACUGGUCGCCGGACUCGGCUACACCAUCAACCUCCCUUAUGGCCGCUCGUUCUUCCGGCGUUCCACCGGCCGUUUGUCCGACGGACGACUCGUCAUCGAUUUCCUCUGCCAGAGUUUGAAUACAAGUCUAUUGAAUCCGUACUUGGACUCAAUGGUUGGAUCAAAGUUCCAAAACGGCGCUAAUUUCGCAAUCGUUGGAUCAUCCACUCUUCCUAGAUAUGUUCCUUUCGUUCUCAACGUUCAGCUCAUGCAGUUCCUCCAUUUCAAAUCCCGAGCACUCGAGCUUGCUUCUACUUCAGAUCCUUUGAAAGAAAUGAUGAUAAGCGAGAGCGGAUUCAGAAACGCGCUCUACAUGAUCGAUAUUGGUCAGAAUGAUAUUGCGGAUUCAUUUUCGAAAGGCCUUUCUUACUCGAGGGUUGUUAAGCUGAUUCCAAACGUUAUUUCCGAGAUCAAAAGUGCCAUAAAGACAUUGUAUGAUGAAGGAGGGAGGAAAUUUUGGGUUCACAACACUGGUCCAUUAGGUUGUCUGCCUCAGAAACUUUCAAUGGUUCAGAGCAAAGAUUUCGAUAAGCACGGUUGUCUAGCGAAACAUAACUCAGCUGCAAAACUGUUCAACGAGGGAUUGGAUCAUAUGUGUCGGGAGCUAAGGAUCGAGCUGAGAGAGGCAAACAUAGUCUAUGUCGACAUUUAUGCCAUUAAGUAUGAUCUCAUCGCAAACUCUACCAAUUACGGCUUUGAGAAACCGUUAAUGGCGUGUUGCGGAUUUGGAGGUCCUCCUUACAACUACAAUGUGAACAUAACGUGUGGGCACGGUGGCUCUAACGCCUGCGAGGAAGGGUCUCGGUUUAUAAGCUGGGAUGGAACACAUUACACGGAGACGGCUAAUGCCAUUGUAGCCAUGAAAGUAUUGUCGAUGCAAUACUCCACACCACUUACUCCGUUUCAUUUCUUCUGCGGAGGAUGA
Molecule: messenger RNA, 1119 nt
Organism: Arabis nemorensis
Lineage: Eukaryota; Viridiplantae; Streptophyta; Magnoliopsida; Brassicales; Brassicaceae
Source: the annotation of a GenBank genome assembly